CGCGAGCGCUGCUGGCUGCCUCUCAGCAACACGGAAAGUUCCUUCUCCUUCUUCGUCUCCAUUCUCGUACGUACGCCCACGUACUUCCCUCUCUCUCUCUCUCUCUCUCUAUAUCCUCCACUUGCUGAGGCGAGGCGGCAAUCCGGAGCUGCCGGCCAAGCAUUACCCCCGCCUCUUCGGCCUUCUCGCUCUGUUUGUUGAUUCCUUUUCGAAGUCGCGGCCGCCCGGUUGGUGGUAAUUCGGUCGUGCGCUGUGUCCGGUGGUCGAGGUCUACUGGGUCGGGAUUCUCUGGCGGGUUUUGGGUCGCUCCGGUCGAGACGUUUUGGUUGCGCGGCGCGCUGGCUGAGUGAGCGGUGAGCUGUUGCGCAGGGCGGUGAAGUCAAGGGGGCGUGGUCUUUGGGGGAGUGGUGGUGGGGAGGGAGAAAAUUCGGGCUGCGGAUGAGGCGGAUCAAGGUUCGAGGCUUUUCAAAGCGUGGACGGCAAGUGUGAAGGGAGUGGAGUGUGUGAGAAAGGUUUCGUCUUUUGACCGGAGGGGUGGCUCCGAGGACUGACUUUGCAAGAGUUGACCUCGUGAGGUUUGAACGAAUUCUGGGUCGAUCAUUUCAUUUUGGUGUCUUGGUUUCUCUUGUUCGUGUGCUUGGCCGGCUGGAAUGACCGUCGGCGCAUGAACUUUCUUGCCUGAAGAAUCUUCCGAGGCCGCGGAGUUGGCAUUUCUUGCGGAAGCAGAUACAGAGGGAUCUUGAUCGGCUCUGAUGGCUCCAUUCCUCUCGCGUUCUGUUCUUAGUGUGUCUGCCUGGUAGUUGGAGAAGUUGGGUGGUUCCCCCUAAGGUUUUAGCUUCCCAUGACGGGUUUUGGAGGUACCUAAGGAUUCUAGAUGUCAAUUUCGGCGUUUACCCUGCUGUUGUUUGUGCAAUUUCUCAGAGCAUCGACUUCGGGGUUUGUUCUUGAGUCGAGGGUUUGCGGUGCCGAUCAGAUAGCAUAUUCGAGUUAUCUAGGUCGCGAGUUGUUUCUCAUCAAUGGGGGUGUAGUCGACAAACUUUUGUUCUGUGAGGCCCUCAAAUUCUACGGCACCAAUGGCUGCGACUUUGAGGAAUACCCUGGAGUAAUUCAAUGUGAACUCGACCUUCCACAGGGUGCUACUUAUAGCUCACACGCAAGUUCGCAUCUUAGUGGAGGAAGAAAGCUUUUGCAGCAAGGGACAAUAGACAAAUCUGCAAUGGAUCAUAAGAGUGAGCAGCCAGAACAUAACAGCCACAGUGAUGACAAAUUUCUAUCAACCUCCAAAAUUAUUGGCAUGGUAGUACCAGGAGCGUUUGCUGUCUGUUGUAUUUCGCUUUGUGCCUGGUUCUAUGGGAAAAGGAAGGCAACUGCUCACACAAUGCUUUCAAAAGACCUGAAUUCAAUGGAUUCGAUUUCCUCCUUUGACAGGAACUCUGUUUCAGAAAAGGUUUAUUCCCAAGAAAAGUUCCUGGGCAGCCCAGCUCGGGUGCCCCCUAGUCCAAUGAGGGUUCCCCAGAGUCCUAGAUUUUCAAUGUCCCCAUCUCCACGACUCAAUAGACUUGGAUCGCUGCAUCUCAAUUUCAAUCAGGUCACUAAAGCAACAAACAAUUUUUCACCUUCAUUACGAAUAGGGAAAGGAGGCUUCGGGACUGUCUACAGGGCAUCCCUAGAUGAGGGUCAGGUGGUUGCCAUUAAAAGAGCAAAGAGGGAGCAUUUUAAGGGAUUGCGAACUGAAUUUAGCAGUGAAGUUGAGCUUCUAGCCAAGAUUGAUCAUCGGAAUCUGGUGAGGCUGCUUGGGUAUGUUGAUAAUGGAGACGAACGCUUUAUCAUCACAGAGUAUGUGCCAAAUGGUACCCUAAGGGAACAUUUGGAUGGCCGUCGUGGUAGGAUUCUGGAUUUUAAUCAAAGACUUGAAAUCGCCAUCGACAUUGCUCAUGGCUUGACUUAUCUCCAUCUAUAUGCAGAAAGGCAAAUUAUCCAUCGCGAUGUAAAAUCAUCAAACAUCCUUCUGACGGAGACCUUGAGGGCUAAGGUAGCUGAUUUUGGAUUUGCAAGGCUUGGUGCUGUGGAUUCAGAUGAUUCUCAUGUCUCGACAAAUGUUAAAGGGACAGUUGGUUACCUAGACCCAGAGUAUAUGAGGACCUAUAAGCUUACUACCAAGAGUGAUGUGUACUCGUUUGGAGUUCUACUUGUAGAAAUGCUGACAGGCCGUCGCCCUGUUGAACUAAAGCGGCCUUUUGAAGAACGUGUGACACUUGUAUGGGCCUUCAAGAAGUUUGACGAGGGAGAGGUCGUUGACCUUGUGGAUCCAAGAUUGGAAGAAGUAGUUGAUGCAGGGAUACUUUUAAGGAUCUUUGGGUUGGCCAUUCAGUGUGCAGCACCCAUUCGGGCUGAUCGGCCUGAUAUGAAAGCAGUUGGCGAGCAGUUGUGGGCAAUCAGGGCAGACUAUGUUAAGACUGGAAGGAGGGGGAACUGAUCGAAAUCUGGUCAAGUAGGCCUGGUACGAAGCUGUUGGUGCACAGUUUAUUUAUUUACCCUUCUAAAGUAUUACACGCACCUUUUCUCCCCUUAAGGACAGCAGUAGUAGUUUAAUUUGCUAUUUGUGUAUAGAUGUAUUCCAUUGCAUUGUGUAUGGUCAUUUUAAGGGAAGAAAUAGUUCACCUUCUUUUGUGAAAAUUUGCUGUUCAAUGACAGAACUUUGCUGCAUUAAGUACUGAGAUAACUACGAGGAAAAGUUAAUAGCUUGCAGCACAUGGUCAUUGUUUCGUUUUA
Molecule: messenger RNA, 2772 nt
Organism: Eucalyptus grandis
Lineage: Eukaryota; Viridiplantae; Streptophyta; Magnoliopsida; Myrtales; Myrtaceae
Product: calmodulin-binding receptor-like cytoplasmic kinase 3
Exons: 7
Coding region: 875-2476 (533 amino acids)
Biological process (GO): protein phosphorylation
Molecular function (GO): ATP binding; protein kinase activity
Source: RefSeq, a predicted model, not a curated record